This is a messenger RNA of Ictalurus punctatus (channel catfish), 7499 nucleotides long. RefSeq names its product dishevelled associated activator of morphogenesis 2 (gene daam2). The record is from RefSeq and is a predicted model, not a curated record. NCBI's taxonomy places the organism in Eukaryota, Metazoa, Chordata, Actinopteri, Siluriformes, Ictaluridae. Gene Ontology annotation, molecular function: small GTPase binding; actin binding. The coding region runs from base 483 to 3740 and encodes 1085 amino acids. The transcript has 27 exons. Gene Ontology annotation, biological process: negative regulation of oligodendrocyte differentiation; regulation of non-canonical Wnt signaling pathway; actin cytoskeleton organization.
UGCUCUCUUCCCAUACUGGCUAAUAUACACAUGCAUGCUGUUAUAUGCUGAGGUCAGUAUACAGAAGAGGAUGGGACAGAGAGAGAGAGAAGGCACAAAAGCCUGAGAGAGAGGGAGGGAAGCAUAGAAAGUAGAAAAAGGAGGGAAUAAUGUCAGCAGCUCCAGUCCCUGAAGUACAGGCUCCGGUGCAGUAGCUCCGAGAGAAGUGGCAGCUCAUGCUGGAUCACAUAUCAUUUUGGGUUUUUUUUUUUAAAGUACUUUCAAUGUUCACUAGUUAACAGAAGUGGAUCUCGACAAAAGUAGGGAUUUUUAAAUCAAGUAGGAUCAGUACUGUAUUUUCGAAGGCACUUUUAUAUGACCUCGGUUGCUCCGGGUAUAUAUGAAGAUUGCAAGAUGAAAGAUCUUCAGGGGUUGCUUUCUGGAAGGGACCAUGCAGCCUAGAUAGCAGACUUGACUUGUUUGGCCCAUCCAGCGCGGAGAGGAUGCCUCCCCGGAAGCGCACGCGGCCCGGCCUGGGCCUUCUGUGCUGCUUCGGCAGCAGCGAGCCCCCCGAGAUUAACCUAAAGGACAGUGUUCCCCUGCAGCUACUCGAGUUCAGCGCCCCCAUGCCCCCGGAGGAGGAACUGAAUGCCCGCUUUUCUGAACUGGUGGAUGAACUGGAUCUCACCGACAAGAACAGAGAGGCCAUGUUUGCUCUGCCUGCUGAGAAGAAAUGGCAGAUCUACUGCAGCAAGAAGAAGGAGCAAGAGGAUCCCAACAAGCUCGCUACCAGCUGGCCCGACUACUACAUCGACCGCAUCAACUCCAUGGCUGCUAUGCAGACCCUUUUUGCAUUUGACGAGGAGGAGAUGGAGAUGAGGAAUAAAGUGGUUGAAGAUCUGAAAACAGCACUUCGUACUCAGCCCAUGAGGUUUGUGACGCGCUUCAUCGAACUGGAUGGCCUCACGUGUCUGCUGAACUUCCUGAGGAGCAUGGACUACGAGACAUCAGAGAGCCGCAUCCACACUUCCGUCAUCGGCUGCAUCAAAGCACUGAUGAACAACUCUCAGGGCCGAGCGCACGUCCUGGCCCACCCACAGAGCAUCGACACCAUCUCCCAGAGCUUGCGCCAGGACAACGUCAAGACCAAGGUGGCCGUGCUGGAGAUCCUUGGUGCUCUCUGCCUGGUACCUGAUGGCCAUAAGAAAGUGCUGCAGGCUAUGGCGCACUAUCAGAAGUACGCCGCUGAGAGGACACGCUUCCAGACUCUUCUGCAUGAGUUGGACAGGAGCACAGGCCGCUACAGGGACGAGGUCAACCUGAAGACUGCCAUCAUGUCCUUCAUCAACGCUGUGCUAAAUGCGGGACCUGGAGAGGACAAUCUUGAGUUUCGUCUUCAUCUAAGGUACGAGUUCUUAAUGUUGGGGAUCCAGCCAGUCAUCGACAAGCUCAGAGGUCACGAGAACGCAACUCUCGACAGACAUUUGGACUUUUUCGAGAUGGUGCGGAAUGAAGAUGACAGCGAACUGGCCAAACGCUUCGACAUUACGCACGUGGAUACGAAGAGCGCUGGCCAGAUGUUUGAGCUAAUUAAGAAGAAGCUGAGCCACACAGAUGCCUAUCCUCAUCUUCUGUCUAUUCUCCAGCACUGCCUGCAGAUGCCAUAUAAACGUGGAGCGGGCAGUGUACAGCAGUGGCAGCUUCUAGACCGAAUCCUUCAACAGAUUGUUCUGCAGGACGACAAAGGGGAAGACCCAGAUGUUUCUCCUUUGGACAAUUUCAACGUCAGGAACAUAAUUAGAAUCUACGGAAAGCAGCGGUCAUCCAGGCUCGUCAAUGAGAAUGAGGUGAAACAGUGGCGAGACCAGGCUGAGAAAUUCAGGAAAGAGCAUGCAGAACUCAUGGCCCGACUUGAGAGGAAGGAGCGAGAGUGUGAGAUCAAAACACAAGAGAAAGAAGACAUGAUGAAGACUCUGAACAAGAUGAAAGACAAGCUGCAGAGAGAAGGAGUAGAGCUGCGCUCUGCCAGGGAGCAAGUUUUAGACUUGUCUUCUCGGAUUAAUGAUAUUUCUAAUGGAAGUAUGGCGUUCCCUCCACCUCCUCCUCCACCUGGAGGUCCUAUGCCUCCACCUCCUCCUCCAACAAUGGCUGGUUUUCCUCCACCUCCUCCUCCACUCCCCUUCUGCCCGGCUCCUCCUCCACCACCACCUCCUCCAGGGGGUCCGCCUCCUCCUCCCGGAGCUCCACCCAUCUUCUCCGGUGCUCCACUCCCACCGGCGCCUGCUUCCUUCAGCAGCAGCACGAGCCUGCGCAACAAGAGCAUCCCACAGCCAUCACACCCACUCAAGUCUUUCAACUGGGCCAAGCUGGGCGAGAACAAGAUCACUGGUACCAUUUGGCACGACAUCGAUGACCUGCGGGCUUUCAAAGUCCUUGACCUGAAAGAUAUUGAGAAGAUGUUUUCGGCGUAUCAGAGGCAGCAAGAGCUGCUCACUAACCAAUCCUUCAAGCAGAAGGAGACUGGCUCAAUGGAUGACUUGUACCUAAGCUCAAGGAAAGUGAAGGAGCUGUCCGUCAUCGAUGGGCGGCGGGCGCAGAACUGCGUUAUCUUACUCUCCAAGUUGAAAAUGAGCAAUGAGGAGAUCAAGAGAGCGAUUUUGGAAAUGGACGAGAGAGAGGAGCUGGCUAAGGAUAUGCUAGAGCAGCUGUUAAAGUUUGUUCCUGAAAAGAGUGAUAUUGACCUUCUGGAGGAACACAAGCAUGAGCUGGACCGCAUGGCACGUGCCGACCGCUUCCUCUACGACAUGAGCAGGAUUGAUCACUACCAGCAGAGGCUCCAGUCACUGUUCUUUAAAAAGAAGUUUGCAGAACGACUUGCAGAGACCAAGCCGAAGGUUGAGGCUAUUGUGUGUGCGUCCCGUGAGGUGAUGAGGAGUAAACGUCUGACUCAGAUUUUGGAGGUGGUCCUGGCCUUUGGGAACUUCCUGAAUAAAGGCCAAAGAGGGAAUGCCUAUGGCUUCAAAGUGUCCAGCCUGAACAAGAUUGUAGACACCAAGUCAAGCAUAGACAGGAACAUCACCAUGUUGCACUACCUGAUCAUGAUUUUUGAGAAGAACUAUCCUGACACUCUCAACGUCCAGCACGAACUGCUCAGCGUACCAGAGGCAGCAAAAGUCAAUCUGGCUGAACUGGAGAAGGACGUCUACAGUAUAAAGAGUGGACUAAAGGCUCUGGAAGCAGAGCUGCAGUAUCAGCAGAGCCGGCCUCGGGACAGAGGAGACAAGUUCAUCCCUGUGGUCAGUGACUUCAUCACGGUGGCUAGUUUCAGCUUCUCUGAGCUGGAAGAUCUGCUGAACGAGGCAAAGGAGAAGUUUUCCAAGUCUCUGAAGCACUUUGGAGAGGAGCAGAUGCGCAUGCAGCCAGACGAGUUCUUCGGGAUCUUCGACACCUUCCUGCAGUCGUUCAACGAGGCUCGGCAAGACCUGGAGAACAUGCAGCGUCGCAAAGAGGAGGAAGAGAAGCGAGCACGCAUGGAGGCCAUGCUGAAAGACCAGAGGGAGCGAGAGAGGAGGGCAAAGAAGAGUGCAGGAGGGGGCGUGUCCGAGGAAGUGGGCGAGUUCGAUGACCUGGUGUCAGCCCUUCGCUCAGGAGAAGUGUUUGAUAAGGACCUGUCGAAGCUCAAACGCAACCGCAAGCGCUCCGUCAACCAGCUCGUGGAAAGCAGUGGGCGCGAAAGACCCAUAACCAAGGUCAACUAUUGAUAUUGACUUCUGGGAGAAAAAAAACUUUCAUUCACUGACUUGUUGUAUAAUGUACGUGAAGGAAAAAAUCCUAACUGCCAUCUGCCUCCCUAUUCACCCAAACAUCCUAACCAGUGAUGGCUCGCAUCCUAAAGGCAGACAGAUUCAUAGAUUUUGGUGGACAGUUCUUGAGGUGUCGGAAAUUCUUACAGCACUGUGCUCAAUAAAUAGGCUUUCUCUAACCUUGUCCUUAUCCCACAUCCUACAUUGUCUUCCUCCACCCAUAGUCUGUGGUUUAUUUCUCCAAGCAAACUCAAACUGUCGCCUCAAACUGCCUAGCACCAUGGGAUUUCCCAUGUACCCGAGUGCACAAGCUUGGGUCCAGUUCUUAAUAUUCUCAAUACAGAGAAGACCAAGAUGGCAGGGCAGGACCCGGUACCAUAACCAAUAGAACUAGUUCUGUUUGGGGAAAAUUUGGACAAAAUAUCGGGGCAUUCAUGCAAGCACUUUUCGAAAAACUGUUGAAAGACACUGCCAUCCACGUUAGGUGCUGAUACCCAAUGUGCCUCUCUCUCCACCUACUAUAUUUCUCUGGUGCUUUGACUAAGAGGACCAUUGGUGUAUAUGGGAACUAAAAGAGAGAGAGAGAGAGAGGGAUGGACCCAUAUCUGCAGCUCUUAACCCAGCUAAGUGAUGGGUCCAGCUAAUUUUUUUUCCAAAAGUUAGACAACUUUGGAGACAAGUGGAGAAAAAUGAAGGAGGUGAACCCUUUAAAGUCGGGAUAGCCAGCUAGGAAAACAGGACACUGUGUUCUCAGUCGUGUUGGCCCUUUACCCAAGUGCCUCCCCAUACCGAUGGCAUUUCCAAGGAUGACACGGGAGACAAGUCGGAAAUGCCGAGAAAGCACAGCACUUCUAGGAAAAGACACCGUGAAGAACCGACAUGCUCUGAGAUAAGGACGAUGCUGUAGGCACGCCUCAUUGGCAAGUAAAAAGAGUUUCCAAGGAUUGUGGUGGCAUUACCUGGUGCCAAAGCAAAAAUCAGGAAAGUAACUAUGUAGUAGACAAUAAUAAAUGCAAGUAGAAUGGCAUUUAUAUAUUUAUUUAUACAGGGGGGAAAAAAAGCAAACAUGCUAAUUUCAAAACCUUUUUUAAUUCUUCAUAUUUUCUAGUUUGUACUUCUAAUACUUUAAUUUGAUAGGUAUUUCUUUCAUGUAUUUAAAAAGAAAAGAAAAAAAAAAGAAUCCAUGAUCCAAAUCUGUGAUGCUCCAUCACUAGUGAAGCUUGUUAACCUAAAUCACCAAAGUAGUGCACUUCUCAUAUUGUGACGACAAUUCAAAAGCUAAACAUGGUUUUGUUUGGUCAAAAUGGUUUAGAGUGCCACUGCAGAUACUCGUCUUCUUGGAAAGUCUUACUUUAACGAGCUCAGAUUCUACAUGCAGCCCACGUGUUGUUUCUCGUUUCAUCUAAUUUUUGCUUAUAUUGUUGUUGUUGGUUUUUUUUUCAUGUUAUGUAUAUUAAGUGUUGUUGUAAAGAUCGCGUGGGCAGUGUUGCAUUUCGGAUGAACAUGGCUCCCAAGAAUAAGAGGGGUAAAGGAUGGGGAAGUCUAACAUAAAAUGACUGAUAAAGGUUACGGUAAAGUCCUUGGUGACAAAAGUACGAUUUGAAGUGUGAAAAUCAGGAGGAUAUUCUGUUUAAAGUAUGGCUUUUAUCUUCGUGGUACUUCGGCUGGUGGGAUGGAGUAUGAAGAAAUUUGAUUAAGUAGUGCCUAGCUGGUCGAAAGAAGCCCAAAUUGAGAAGUUUAACUUUAUCCUAAAGUAGUUUGUGUUUGCACCUUGUGUGUAGGUAUGCGUUUCUUUUUCUCCAGUCUACCACAUGCAGCCAUAUGGGAGAACCAUAGUAAGAAGGUCAGAAGAUCAUUUGUGUCUUCUAAGAGAUUUGCCGUUAAACUUUGUCUGGUUUAGGUCUAUGCUGUUGAACAUGUGCAUGGCCAUGUGCUACUUUGUGCCAACAGGACAGUUAGAUACUUUAUCAUUAUGCCAAAAGGUGGACUUGGCAUCCUAACAGUGAGUUAUUCUUUCUCAGAGGGACAGGUUUCCUCCUUAACCCAAAUGCCAAGUGUUACUUUUGUCCACCAACCGUACUACGAGUCCAGUCUAACUGAUCUGAGCUAAUCAACACUGCCUUAUUUAACCAUUUAACGUCAGCCAAUUAGCUUACAUUAAUUAGCUCUUAUUUAGAUAGCUUCAAGGGCUGGAGCACAUCCAACUCUUGAUUUACCUAGUAUGUGCCAAUACUUCCCAACACUUCGGUUCGUGUGGUGAACAGUAACGUAUUACAGUAAUUCUGUUAAUGAACCUGUAUUUCUGAAGCUAGUACAAGGUCUGUUGCUCUUCCGAGCUAUUUGCUUUUCCCUCCUUUUCCUUCAACUCAAUGGCGAGAGGUCAUUUCUCCUUUAAAACAACACUAUAAAAACACAGUAUGCCAAAUGGAAACAGACACUUUGACACUUUGGAAUGGCUCUCGCAUUGGAAAAUACGUAUUUUUAAAAAAACGAUGUCGAUGAAGGCGAAGGAGAGUGUGCCAACUGAGAAUAGAUGUUCAUCAGUUAAAAAAGAAAAAUCAGCUUUCUUUUUCAGUCCAAUACCAUGUAGGUAUUCAAAACCAUCAGUAUUAUUAUUAUUAUUAUUAUUAUUAUUAUUAUUAUUUUGUUUUGUAUGUAUAUUUGGUCAUUGACUGGCCGAACACAACGGAAAAGAAUAAUAAAUGUAGCUUGUUGCUUGAUGCACUUUUUUUGAAAGACGGCCUUUUGCUACCCCCUCAAUAUUUACAUACUCAUUUAGCUCAUGGUUAUGUUAAAAGCGCGAGUCACAAUGCAGCUUAAGGAAGGACAAAGGGAAGGGUAAAAUAGGGUUGCGUAUGUUUUUAUAGGUAAUGAAAUUUGGCCUACUACUAUAAAAGGCUGGGUCCUACAUAUGAGUGGAACUCUCUAUUGAGGCAAACUGAUCUGACCCCCUGGUACGCGGUUCCAUUCACAACAGGACCGGCAGAGCCGUUUAGCCUCCCUGUUAAAUACAUUUGGUUUGGGUUUGAUAACAGUCCUAAGGUGAUGAAUAUAUAGGGAAUGUAGUUCGGUUUUUUUUUUUUUUUUCUUUCUUUCAAUUUAUCUUCACUCUAACAUAGAGCAUCAAUUUCCACUGCCUCAGUGUGCAUCACCUCAGUUUGUAUCCUUUUAUAUCUUUGCAUUGAUGCCUUUCACCUUUAUGCACUCGUUUAGGUAAAAAGUGGUGCACAAGUAUGAUCCUUUGCUAUAUAAGAUGUAUAUUAUGGGUAAGUAAUUACCGCAUGGUAAGAACACACCGGUUCCGCGCCCUUUGUAUCGUCCAGCUGCAGGUUGUAUAAAGUGCAGAGGAAGUAUUUUAAAAGGAUGGCUUCACCUGAAUGAUGUAUAGUUCUAAACAAAUUUUGUACGCCGCUAUAGUUGAAGAGGGGGGAAAAGCGAAAAAGGAAAAAUAUGUUGAGGAAUGUUCCUUUUUUUUUUUUUUUUUCCUGUAAAUUGAGUCUAUUUAUUUGCCUUAUUUAGUUUGCUAUAUUUUGUAUGUAUACACAACAUUACAGCAGAAAUGUUUCCUGAGAAGUAUAAAUAUGAGUAACUAUACUGUGGUCUUUGUAUGUCAGAUUCUCAAGUAAAAAUAGCUUUCAAAUUUUUUUCGGUUUAUUAUUAUUAUUUUUUUGCUCGCCAUGCAUCCUUUUGUAGGGUAAAAUAAACCUGUUUCCCUUA